AUGAGGAAGGAGAUGGACGAGCUGAGGAACACCAUUAAGGAGAAGAUAGACUGGAGCCUGGAUAGAAUGGUCAAGGCAACAGACUCUCCCUUCACUACUGCCAUCCUGGAGUGCCCAGUGCCAUCAAAAUUUCGAUUACUCCAGCUUGAACCGUUUGACGGACUUAAGGACCCCCAGGACCACCUCAACACCUUCAAGACGACACUAGGCCUUCAACAACCUCCUGAUGAAAUAUUGUGUCGUUCCUUCCCUACCACCCUCAAAGGAGCUGCAAGGGAGUGGUUUACAAAGUUGCCAACUUCGUCCAUCGAUAGUUUUGAGCAGUUGAGCAAUGCCUUCUUACGCCACUUCGUCGGAGGACAACUUCCCAAGAGGCCAACAGACCACUUGCUUACUAUUAGACAAGGGGAGAAAGAAACCCUUAGGUCGUACGUGAAGCGAUUCAUGAGGGAGACCUUAGAGGUAGACGAAGUUGACGACAAAGUGCAGUUGACGACCUUUAAGACAAGGCUGAAGUCUAGAGAGUUCGUGAUAUCAUUCGCGAAGAAUCCUCCUAAGACGAUGGCAGAGAUGCUCCUGAAGGCACAGAAGUACAUGAAUGCAGAAGAAGCACUAGCUACCAUAAGGGACGUAGAAAAGCCAACAGACAAGGGAAAGAGGGAGGACGAUCGUAGAGGACAAAAAAGGGAUCACCCAGAUUGUCGGACCAGCAACGGGGGUAAAUGGAGAGACGAAAAAACUCCUCAAACGGUAAAAUUCACUCCUUUAGUUAUGCCAGUUGACAAAAUUUUGGCACAGAUUAAGGAUGAUAUUAUCUCAAAUGGCCAAGGCCAUUACAUUCGUCCCCCAACGUCCGAGACAAGAAGAAGUACUGUCAGUUCCACAAAGACCAUAGUCCCUACACAGAAGACUGCCGGGACCUGA
This is a messenger RNA of Quercus lobata, 924 nucleotides long. RefSeq lists its product as uncharacterized. The transcript has a single exon. Lineage: Eukaryota; Viridiplantae; Streptophyta; Magnoliopsida; Fagales; Fagaceae. Bases 1 to 924 code for a protein of 307 amino acids. The record is from RefSeq and is a predicted model, not a curated record.